Messenger RNA from Trematomus bernacchii (emerald rockcod), 3905 nucleotides. It is a transcript of the gene smurf1, whose product is annotated as SMAD specific E3 ubiquitin protein ligase 1. The record is from RefSeq and is a predicted model, not a curated record. NCBI's taxonomy places the organism in Eukaryota, Metazoa, Chordata, Actinopteri, Perciformes, Nototheniidae. The transcript has 18 exons. The coding region runs from base 202 to 2400 and encodes 732 amino acids. Gene Ontology annotation, molecular function: protein binding; ubiquitin protein ligase activity. Gene Ontology annotation, biological process: ubiquitin-dependent protein catabolic process; negative regulation of BMP signaling pathway.
CGAAAAUGCUCUCCCGUGUUGUUGGAUUUCGAAAGAGCACAGGACUUUGCGAUGAAAUAAUACAUUUUUACCCGUGUGGAAAACAAAAACAAACCGCAUGUUUUUAAACGUAAGUGUUUCGCGUUCCCAUUGAGUGGAGAAACGGUGUUUUUGGAGGGGACUCCAACGGGGAAGUUUGAGUGAUCGUUUUUUCCCGGAGUGAUGUCGAAUCCUGGGACUCGGAGGAACGGGUCCAGCAUCAAAAUCCGACUGACAGUAUUAUGUGCCAAGAACCUCGCAAAGAAAGACUUCUUUCGACUACCGGAUCCCUUCGCCAAGGUUGUGGUGGAUGGAUCGGGUCAAUGCCACUCUACAGACACAGUCAAGAGCACACUGGACCCCAAAUGGAAUCAGCACUACGACCUCUACAUCGGAAAAACAGACUCCAUCACGAUCAGCAUAUGGAACCACAAAAAGAUCCAUAAACGACAGGGGGCGGGCUUCCUGGGCUGCAUACGACUGCUUUCUAACGCCAUCAGCAGGCUAAAAGACACAGGAUACCAGCGACUAGACCUCUGUAAGCUGAACCCCUCGGACAGUGACGCAGUGCGGGGGCAGAUCGUAGUGAGCUUACAGACGCGAGAUCGCAUCGGCAGCGGUGGCCCUGUGGUGGACUGCAGGGGACUGCUGGAAAAUGACGGGCCUGUGUUUGAGGGAUGCUUCAGUGAAGAGCCGCUGCCCUACUCGGACCCCACCGGGGCAGCGGGAGGCGGGAACUGUCGGCUCGACUCGCCCGGUCAGGAGGGUCGUCUUCAGACGCAGCGAAUCAGAGGGCAGGACUCGAGAGGCCACGGACACACACCCCAAAACAGACCGCACGGACACCAGCCGCCCGACCUGCCGGAGGGAUACGAACAAAGAACGACGGUGCAGGGCCAGGUCUACUUCCUUCACACACAGACGGGCGUCAGCACCUGGCACGACCCUCGAAUACCGCGGGAUCUGGCCAGUGUGAGCUGUGAGGAGCUGGGCCCGCUGCCGGUGGGCUGGGAGGUCCGCAGCACCGUGUCGGGGCGGAUCUACUUUGUGGACCACAACAACCGAACCACACAGUUCACAGACCCGCGCCUACACACCAUUAUCAGCCAGCAAAGCCAAGCGAAGGAAUCCUCGCAAGCCCCCCAGAUGGAGGUGGGGGGUGAGGAGGGGGGAGGCGUCGGAGUGGUCGGGGGAGUUGGAGGAGGAGAUGGAGACGUGGCGGCGCGAUACGAGAGAGACCUGGUGCAUAAAUUAAAGCUGCUCCGGCACGAGCUGUCCUUACAGCAGCCUCAGGCCGGACACUGUCGCAUCGAGGUGUCCAGAGAGGAGAUCUUUGAGGAGUCAUAUCGGCAAAUAAUGAAGAUGAGGCCCAAAGACCUGAAGAAGCGUCUGAUGGUGAAGUUCAGAGGAGAGGAGGGGCUGGACUACGGUGGAGUGGCCAGGGAGUGGCUGUACCUGCUGUGUCAUGAAAUGUUGAACCCCUAUUACGGCCUGUUCCAGUACUCCACAGACAAUAUCUACACACUACAGAUCAACCCCGACUCCUCCAUCAACCCCGACCACCUGUCUUAUUUCCACUUUGUUGGCCGGGUGAUGGGCCUGGCAGUUUUUCACGGUCACUACAUCAACGGGAGCUUCACGCUGCCCUUCUACAAACAGCUGCUAGGAAAACCCAUCACGCUCAUCGACCUUGAGACCACCGACCCCGAGCUGCACAAGAGUCUCGUCUGGAUACUAGAGAACGACAUCACUACGGUCCUCGACCACACCUUCUGCGUGGAGCACAACGCCUUCGGGAAGUUCUCACAACACGAACUCAAACCCAACGGCCGCAAUAUCCCCGUCACCGAGGACAACAAAAAGGAAUACGUCAGACUUUAUGUGAACUGGCGGUUUAUGCGAGGAAUUGAAGCCCAGUUUCUGGCUCUCCAGAAGGGAUUCAGUGAGCUCAUCCCCCAGCACCUCCUCAAACCUUUCGACCACAAAGAACUCGAGUUGAUCAUCGGUGGGCUGGGGAAGAUCGACCUGGCGGACUGGAAGACCAACACGCGUCUGAAGCACUGCACCAGUGAGAGCAACGUGGUGCGGUGGUUCUGGGAGGCGGUGGAGGCCUUCAGCGAGGAGAGGAGAGGACGCCUCCUGCAGUUCGUCACAGGAUCCACCCGAGUCCCGUUACAGGGGUUCAAAGCGUUGCAGGGUUCUACAGGUUCUGCAGGACCAAGGCUCUUCACCAUCCACUUGAUAGACGCCAACACAGACAACUUGCCCAAGGCUCACACCUGUUUUAACCGGAUAGACGUCCCUCCCUACGAGUCCUACGAGAAGCUCUAUGAGAAACUGCUGACGGCUGUGGAGGAGACCUGCGGCUUCGCUGUGGAGUGACGAGUCCAAAAUCAACCCGACACACUUGCGCUUGCACUUGCACACAAAACUAUUUGACUUUUUACAUCAUAUACACACACACAUCAACAAAAUAUCAAAGUAUACGCGGAGUAUACGGAGCAGCCAAGCAUCACAAGAAACAGACUUUGGGUCUCUCGCCACCUCCUAACCACCAAACUGUUGGGGGGGGGGGGGGGGGUUAAAGGAGGAAGCACAGCGGGAGAGGAAGAAGAUACAAAAAAGACAAAAACAGACAAAAAAAGUAUUUUAAAGUUUUUCAAAUGUUUUGAAGAAGCAUUUUUAUCCUUCAGUUUUAACAAGCUAUGAUGUCAUUCUUCAGAAUGUCUACCGCCGCCGCCGCGGACAGAAUCGGCCAAUCACAUGCGAGCCUGCAAACUUUUAGAAAAUCAGACGUGUGAAGAAGAGGAACAAAGCGGAGACUGAUUGUCUUUCUGUCUGACAAGCUGAUCGAUUGACUAGUGUUCAUGCUUUAUGUUUAACCACUGUCGUGUAUCAGAGAGUGCAUGUACGUGUGUGUGUGAAUGAGACUGUAUUUGUGUGUGUGUGUGAGAGAGAGUGGGUGUUUCAGGCAUGGCACCCUGUUCCGCUGUAAAAAUGAUCAAAUGAGCCUGCUCCUCUGUUUUUUGCUAACUUUUUGUCUCCUUCCGUUUGUAUCUGCGACCACUCUGAUCCACUCUGAUAUUUUUAUUAUUUAUUACUAAGUGAUUACUGACCAAGCUGCUAUAUGCUCUACACAGAGCCCACACUAAUCUCUUCAUCACCCCCCCUCUACCAGAGUCGAAGGGUCAAUUCACUUACAAUUCAAGUAAUCCACAAAGUGGGUUUUAUUGAAUUUCGUUACUUGUUUUUAUUUUUUUUAACAUUCAAAUAAUUGCGGGGGGAAUACUCUUGUCAGUGUAUGAAUGAACAGUGUUUUUGGUGUUUUAAAUACCAUGUUACAUUUAUUUUGAAAGGGAUCAAUCCUCCCUACCCUGAUUUAAAAAACUCUACUGACGCUGGGGACCUGGAUAUUUAACUAAAUGAGCCACGAGGACGGAAAGGAAGAAAGGGUCAGCUUCAGGAACUCUUUGGUUGUAUGUGACGUGUAUAAUAAAAUCUCAAAAGCCUUUCAUACAUGUUUCAUCAUCCAUUUCACCAUCUUGUUUUUUCUUUCUCUGUGGCCCUGAUGUUGUCUCCAUUGCCUGGAUGUUAGAAAAAAGUAGUCCUCGCUCUCAAGACCACCGUGAAUGAACAAAAAAAAUCCUCUUUGCAGUCAUUAGUCCUCCAACAAAGUGAAUGAAAUCAAAAGACCUACAUGUGGAAACAGUUGGGAUUUGUUGUAGAUUGAUUAUUGAAGACUGUUAAGCAGUAUCAUUUCAAUCUGCAUUUUCUAGAGUUCACUGUGUAAUGGAUGCAAGAGUAUUGUAACUUACUAUGUACUAAACAUUUAUGAAAAAAUACAAUGUAAAUAAGAUUAUAUUAAAAGAAAUUAAAUUGAAAAUAAA